Molecule: messenger RNA, 669 nt
Organism: Letharia columbiana
Lineage: Eukaryota; Fungi; Ascomycota; Lecanoromycetes; Lecanorales; Parmeliaceae
Exons: 1
Coding region: 1-669 (222 amino acids)
Source: RefSeq, a predicted model, not a curated record
AUGCCGCAUACAGGAAAGCCCAGUGGGGCUUGUCAGCAGUGCAAGCAGUGUCAUGUAAAGGUCAAACGAAUCCUGGACGCUUCUGUCUUCCGUCUCUCAAGAAUGCCCUUGUUGAUGUUGAUCAGUGCGAUGAAGCAAGACCUGCUUGCGGCAAAUGUGUCAAAGCCAAACGUGUCUGCUUCGGCUACUUGGAAGGACUGGAUCUUGUCCUGCGCCAUCAGAACGAAGCCGCAAAGGCUGGAGUCAACAGGCGAGUGCACGAAAACAAGAGCAGGUUCCAAACGCCCGAGGAUUCCUUCAGGCCUCAGCCUUCUACCACCUUUGCCGUGCCCCAUCCCCUCUACGAGCCGGAGGAAACAAACGCACAAUGCUUUUUCGUCUCCACAUUCGUUCUGUAUGGACGAGACACUUCAGCUGACCGAGGAUUUCUUGUUCAACAGUCUGCGCGUAGAAUCUCCCCUGUCGCUGUGUAUAUCCGCGGCGUCUAAUAUCCUAUUUGCUAAAUGGGAGCGCAAAAAUCGUAUCGCGGAGCGCUACGCAUUUCUCUCUUACACAAAGGCUUUGGAAGCCACCAGAGUGGCUUUGCAGGAUCCAGUCGAGAGCAUGACUGAUGAGACUUUGGUGGCAGUAUGUCUACUUGGCUUCUACGAGGUACGCCCAAUAGUCUGA